AUGGAGCUCUAUGAAGGCGAAAGUCAUUAUAGGAAAAAGAUGCAGGAUACAAGCAAAAUUCCUAUUGUUAAAUUCACGAAAGCAAGAGGACAGUCAAAAUCUUCGCUUUUAUUAUCUCCUCAGAGCGAUUAUACCGAUAAUGAAGACAGUGGUCUAUUUGUUACAUCAUUUUAUGAUUCAGUUUAUGCGAAUGAAUCCGAUCAGGUAAAAAAAAUUUAUAACAGAGGGCAAACGUGCGAGCAACCAAGAACGCAUCAGUUUUUGUGGGCUUUACCGCGAGAUACAAGUGAUUGCGAUAGUGACUCGGCUGCUUCAUGCAGUUCUAAAAGUAAGACUGCAAAAAUCUCAAAAAAAAAACUGCGGGCCGCUUUGUCUUCUGUUCAUCAACCUGAAUUACUUAAUGCAGAAACCAAUGAUCGAAAUUCAACUAGUUCCAGUGAUUCGUCAUUUCGGGCGGAAUAUAUGACUCGCAUAAGUGCUAUCUUUGAUAAAGCUAAGAAUAGAGAGCGUCAGCUGGUGCACUCACAUAAGAACAAAAAAGUCGCAAAAAAUGCUGAUUCGCUUGGACAAGUCUAUCAAACGAUCACUGCCCAAGAUGCACGUUGUGUCGAGGAUGAAAUUGGAAUGCAAAAUAGUGACUAUGCACCAGCAGAAGCGCUUCCUUCAAAUAAGGAUUUACUUACUCAGUCAUCAUCGUUUUUCGACUGGUUUCAUGUGUUUAAAGCCUCUAGUGGUGAAAGUAGUAAAGCCAUGAAGUUUGAGCAGCCAUGGAUGUUUCAAGUUUUGAUCAAGAGAUGA
Messenger RNA from Cercopithifilaria johnstoni, 798 nucleotides. The record is from the annotation of a GenBank genome assembly. NCBI's taxonomy places the organism in Eukaryota, Metazoa, Nematoda, Chromadorea, Rhabditida, Onchocercidae.